UAAAUGCAAAUAUAAAGAAGCUCUCGCUUUACUACCAAGAGUAGUUAUUGCCUCCAGCCCAGGGCAAGUCACUCCGACAUUUCCAAAUGGCACAAGGAAUAUGAUAAGAAUUGGGAGGCACAUGGGAACCAGCAGAUCUCUCCUCAAAUGGCCCUCCUGUAUCCCCCUGCUCCUGGUACUGUCCACUGCCGGUGCAGUUCUGAAUAUCUUCCCGUCUUCCCAUCGUGCACUCACUGGCUCUGAUGUUCUUCUCCCGUGCAAAGUGGAUAAAACUUCCCCAAACCCUGAACCCCCAACUGUAAUUUGGUUCUUUCAGGAUAAGGAAAUUGCAAGAUAUGAUAACAAAGGCUUGUCCCUCCGCCCAAGGGCUUCAUUCAAUGGAUGGGCAGCAAAUAUGGGAGAUGCCUCCUUGUCUCUGGCCAACGUGUCCAUCUCAGAUGAAGGGAUCUACAGGUGUCGGGUGAUAUAUCAGCAACAACAGAAAGACACACGGGUCAUAUUAGAUGUUCUUGUUCCCCCAGUGAUCUUCAUCCCCAAUAAAGUUAUUAGUAAGAAUAAGGAGAACACUGUGAUGUGCAUGGCCAAUGGAUUCUACCCAGAAGAUAUUGACAUAAGUUGGUAUAAAGACAAUAAGCCCCUCACUAACUCUGAGUUGGGCAAACAAGAGAGGAACCCAGAUGGCACAUACAGAGUGAUGGGCACCGUGACUUUACCCCCAAUGGAUGGGAAGAUGGACCAUAACUUCUCCUGUAGAGUCCAACAUGCCUCUCUCCAGCAGCCUCUCCAGGAAGAUUUUCAGCUAAAGUAUAAAGUUCCCCCAGUGAUCUUCAUCCCCAAUAAAGUUAUUAGUAAGAAUAAGGAGAACACUGUGAUGUGCAUGGCCAAUGGAUUCUACCCAGAAGAUAUUGACAUAAGUUGGUAUAAAGACAAUGAGCCCCUCACUAACUCUGAGUUGGGCAAACAAGAGAGGAAUCCAGAUGGCACAUACAGAGUGAUGGGCACAGUGACUUUACCCCCAAUGGAUGGGAAGAUGGACCAUAACUUCUCCUGUAGAGUCCAACACCUCUCUCUCCAGCAGCCUCUCCAGGAAGAUUUUCAGCUAAAGUAUAAAGAUGAAAUCAACUCAAACAAAGUUGUCAUUAAAUCGUGUGUCUUUUCAUUUGUUCUAUUGGCUGUGCUAAGCGUUGGUGCCAUAAUCUGGAAAGUCCUAAAUAAAACAUCUUUACAGGGUUACACAGUGAGUGAGAUUAAAGGACCAGAGAAGUUGUUGGAUGGAGAAGAGACAACUCUUUACUGUACGGUCAGUAACUGCCCACAGGAGGACCCACAGGUCACAUGGAUUGAGGAGAGGUCAGGAGACCAGUGGGAGAUACCACAGUGUCGGGACCCAGGGGAAGCAGAACAGCUGUUGGGUGACUCCUACUUGAUCACCUGUAGGAAUGAGGGGCUGCAAAGCUACUGCUCCUCCCUGAGAUUUGUACCCCGUGUGGGGAAACACAGAGACGUGACCCUUAUCUGCAGGUUUGUCUGUGCGGAGGAAACUACAGAGAAGAGAUUCCAGUGCAGAAACAUUUAUGCCAGACCAGCCCGGGAAUCAGUGGUGCCAUCUCUAUGUGACUCAGAAAAGAUUUCAUACUCCCUCACCCUACAGGGAUUCUACCCCAGAGAUAUCUCCAUCCAUUGGAUCAGUGGGCUGAAAUAUUCCCAUAGUAGAAAAAUAGCCAAAGAACAAUAUACGGAAAAUCCUGAUCUUACAUUCAAUGUGCGCAGUGAGAUCAAAAUCCCUGGGUAUCGAUUGAAGGAUCCUGAAUUCCAAGUGGGUGUGACUUGGGAACAUGGAUCUUUGGAUGCACUAGGAUACAGAGAGAUCUCUGCACAGGAUCCAGAAUUCCCAUGGAAACCAGUAGUGGAUCCAAUACAGGACACUAAGUUUCUCCAUAACAGCCCAACCACCCUGCAGUGCAACAUCUCAGAGUAUUUCCCUGAUGCCCUGACAGUGACGUGGCUGAGGAAAGAGGCAGGGAGUGAGGAACUAACAGAAGUGCCCAAUACACAUUCAGAUAUGAGGACCUGCAAACAGGCUGAUAACACCUACAGCUGCACUGCCAGUCUCACCAUCUCCCCCAAACUGAGAGACCAGGGGGCAGAAUAUAUCUGCAGGGUGAUACAUCCCAGUCUGGUGAAACCCAUAGACACAAGCACUGGCAACAUCAAUGUCCUAGGUCAACCAGAUAUUGGAGAACCAUCAUGAACACUAUCUAUGAUUACAGUACUCACAUUCCUCUUGGUGGGUCAAUCAGAACCCUACCUCUACAUUAGAUGAGAAUAAAGAAAAUCACAUAAGUUUUUGGGGUGAACUGGUGGUUGAAUAAUGCAAUAACUACAAAUUUGACACCAAGGACGUGUGAUAAAUGAACCAAUUCAUGAUCCCAUUAACCCAACUGAAGAACUUGGUCUUUAUGAUGAUCCCACAGGGACCACUCAGCACAGCAGCUUGUGAGAAGGUUUUAUUGGUCAAUGACACAGGGAUUAUACACUCAGCACCUUCACACUGUGGAUAUCACAAACAAUAUGGUGGAAGGGAGAGGCAAGAGAAAAACAAGGGCAACAACACAAUAUCAAUGAACCCUCACAGUAACAGACUUCACAGCGCCACCUUGUGGCCGUAUCACUACAUGUUAGUAUAGCACAAGAGCUUAAAGGACCGGUAACAUCAUUUUUUUUAGCGCAAGCAGAGAUUCAGUAAGUUAUUUCUUAAUUUGUGUUGGUGGUUUUUUUUUCGAUCUAUACAAACUUUCUGGUCCUUUAAGCAUGAAUGUUGUUGCCUAUAUUGCUACAAUUAGAAAUAGAUUAUUAGCAGGAACGUCAUUCAGAUUUAUUACUGUGUCUGUAGGAAGCAAACUCUACGACUGGCUGCAUUACACGAGGGCCCUGGCACAUGGGACACCACCUGCAAUACAUCUACAUGCAAUGGUGCAACUAUAGACAGAGCAGACCUCAGGGGGGACCCAGGGUGAAGGACAACCCGGACUGUAGGAUCUGUUUCCUCUAUAGCAGGGGUCCUCAACCUUUUUUACCCAUGAGCCACAUUCAAAUGUAAAAAGAGUUGGGG
Messenger RNA from Xenopus laevis (African clawed frog), 3112 nucleotides. RefSeq lists its product as uncharacterized. The coding region runs from base 101 to 2251 and encodes 716 amino acids. The record is from RefSeq and is a predicted model, not a curated record. The transcript is spliced from 8 exons. NCBI's taxonomy places the organism in Eukaryota, Metazoa, Chordata, Amphibia, Anura, Pipidae.